AUGCCGUCUACUUCGUUGGCCCUCACGCCGGGCCUGGGGUCAUUCCUCAUAUGCCUCAAGACAAAUCCGAUUGACACUUCCAUUGAGACUCUGAUUUCAUUGCUCAAGCGACGCCAAAUCCGCCAUUCGCGCUCAUGUGCCACAGCAACUGCCUAUCUGCUACGGGGUGUGAUCUCAGCAUGUCGCACAGCGGAUCCAGCAAAGCUCAUUGAGCGAGUGCAGAGUGUAGGAAGGCGACUGAUGGCUGCGCAACCGCGCGAAAUGGUCGUGGGCAAUAUUGUGCGCCGAGUCCUAGGUCUUAUUCGCGACGAGGCGGAGGAUGAUCACGAUGCCGAAUUCGCACUCGGUGAUAUCGGAGCUGAGAGUCAGCCUCAAACACCUCGAGCUAACGAUGAUGCUUCAGUACCUUUGGAUCGCGACUCGCUCGGUCUCCGUCCCGAUGACAGAGCCCCCCGGCCUCCUCUGACCUCUAUGUUCAGCCUUCUCUCCUUCCCCGAGCCCGAGAACUCAUUUUCUAGCACUUCAGGAUCCUCCACCCCAGGCGGACAGCCCGCCCCCGUCAAAGAUGUACGGGCUGAAGUGCUGGAGGGUAUCGGCGAGAUCAUCGAUGAGCUGGGCCAGGUGGACGAUCAGAUCGCCGCCUACGCCUUGGAUCACAUCCACUCCAACGAAAUCAUCCUCACCCACACAUCCUCGACAACCGUUCAAAAAUUCCUCCUCAAAGCCGCAACCAAGCGCAAGUUUACCGUCAUCCAUGCCGAGUCGUACCCAAACAACCACGAGGAUACACAUGCCACCGUCAGCGGCCGCGCCGUCAGAGAGGACGACAGCCUCAGCGUGGAGGCUUUCCAGAAACCGCUGAUUGAACACGGCAUCACUGUCAUCCUCAUCCCAGACUCUGCCGUCUUCGCUAUUAUGUCUCGAGUAAACAAGGUCAUUCUCGGCACACACUCUGUACUUGCUAACGGCGGCCUUGUCGCUGCAGCUGGUACCCGUAUCAUCGCCCGUGCCGCCAAGGUUCACCAGACCCCGGUUGUGGUCGUGAGCGGUGUCUACAAGCUCAGUCCUGUUUACCCAUUCGAUUUCGACUCGCUCAUUGAAUACGGUGACCCAAGCAAGGUCCUCCCUUACGAAGAUGGUGCUCUUAUCGAACAGAUCGAUGUCCAGAACCCCAUCUAUGACUACGUUCCGGCAGAACUCGUCGAUCUCUACAUCACUAACCUCGGUGGUCACGCUCCAUCAUACCUCUACCGUAUCGUAUCAGAUCAUUAUCGCAAAGAAGAUAUCAGCUUUUAA
This is a messenger RNA of Penicillium bovifimosum, 1296 nucleotides long. Its product is annotated as translation initiation factor eIF2B subunit beta. Gene Ontology annotation, molecular function: guanyl-nucleotide exchange factor activity; translation initiation factor activity. Gene Ontology annotation, cellular component: eukaryotic translation initiation factor 2B complex. The transcript has 4 exons. The record is from RefSeq and is a predicted model, not a curated record. The coding region runs from base 1 to 1296 and encodes 431 amino acids. Gene Ontology annotation, biological process: translational initiation. Lineage: Eukaryota; Fungi; Ascomycota; Eurotiomycetes; Eurotiales; Aspergillaceae.